UGCGGCCGCGGGCACUUUGGCACCCUGCGUGCUGGACACGGCUCUGCUGCUCCCUGGCCAUGGGUGCUGCAGGGGCUGGGGCACAGCCGUGACCUUUCCUGGGCUGCCCGAGGAGGAAGAGUGGAUUACGGCGUGAACUUCUGGCUCGCAGCCAGUGCCCUUGCGGAAAAAAUAAAUCACCUGGAUAUCCGCGUGUGCUGGGGACAGCUUCCCUGGAGCUGGUGUUCUCCUCGCCAAAAUGGCUCACGCGGCCGCUUCCAUUAAAAAAGUUCGGGAGUCUGAAAUCGAAGAGAGGGAGAGAAACCUUGAGAAGGAAAGGAAAAGACAGCGGAAAAUCUCUAGGGCUGAUCGGAAACGCAAGUCUGACAGCAAUGCAAGCUUUCUCCGAGCUGCCAGAGCUGGCAAUUUGGACAAGGUAGUGGAAUACCUGAAAAGUGGAAUAGACAUUAACACCUGUAAUCAGAAUGGGCUCAAUGCUCUGCACCUGGCAGCCAAGGAGGGCCACGUGGGACUGGUACAGGAGUUGCUGGAAAGAGGCUCGGCUGUGGAUUCUGCCACUAAGAAAGGGAAUACAGCCCUGCACAUUGCCUCCUUAGCAGGACAAGCUGAAGUUGUCAAAGUUCUGGUGAAGGAGGGAGCCAAUAUCAAUGCACAAUCUCAGAAUGGCUUUACUCCUUUGUACAUGGCAGCUCAAGAGAACCACAUUGAGGUGGUGAAAUAUCUCCUGGAGAAUGGAGCCAACCAAAGCACAGCUACCGAGGACGGUUUCACCCCUCUGGCUGUGGCACUGCAGCAGGGACACAACCAGGCAGUGGCCAUCCUGCUGGAGAACGACACCAAGGGCAAGGUGCGGCUGCCCGCGCUGCACAUCGCCGCCAGGAAGGACGACACCAAGUCGGCGGCGCUGCUGCUGCAGAACGACCACAACGCCGACGUGCAGUCCAAGAGCGGCUUUACCCCUCUGCACAUCGCUGCACACUACGGCAAUGUCAACGUGGCCACGCUGCUGCUGAACCGCGGAGCUGCAGUCGACUUCACCGCCAGGAAUGGAAUCACCCCACUGCAUGUGGCUUCCAAAAGGGGAAACACAAACAUGGUGAAGCUCUUGUUGGAUCGCGGAGGGCAGAUCGAUGCCAAAACCAGGGAUGGACUCACCCCACUGCACUGUGCAGCACGAAGUGGCCACGACCAGGUUGUGGAGCUGCUCCUGGAGCGAGGUGCCCCGCUGCUCGCACGGACCAAGAAUGGACUGUCCCCACUCCACAUGGCAGCCCAGGGGGACCACGUGGAAUGUGUCAAGCACCUCCUGCAGCAUAAGGCUCCCGUGGACGACGUGACGCUGGACUACCUGACUGCCCUGCACGUGGCUGCUCACUGCGGCCACUACCGUGUCACCAAGCUCCUGCUGGACAAGAGAGCCAAUCCCAACGCCCGUGCCCUGAACGGUUUUACUCCACUGCACAUUGCCUGCAAGAAAAAUCGCAUCAAAGUCAUGGAACUCCUGGUGAAAUAUGGGGCUUCAAUCCAGGCUAUAACAGAGUCGGGCCUCACACCAAUACACGUGGCUGCAUUUAUGGGCCACUUGAACAUAGUCCUCCUCCUGCUGCAGAACGGAGCCUCUCCCGAUGUCACUAACAUUCGUGGAGAAACUGCAUUGCACAUGGCAGCACGCGCCGGGCAGGUGGAAGUGGUUCGCUGCCUCCUGAGGAACGGGGCCCUGGUGGAUGCCCGAGCCAGGGAAGAACAGACCCCGCUGCACAUCGCCUCCCGCCUGGGCAAGACGGAGAUCGUGCAGCUGCUGCUGCAGCACAUGGCGCACCCCGACGCCGCCACCACCAACGGCUACACCCCGCUGCACAUCUCUGCCCGCGAGGGGCAGCUCGACGUCGCCUCCGUGCUCCUCGAGGCGGGCGCCUCGCACUCCAUGUCCACCAAGAAGGGAUUCACACCGCUGCAUGUGGCAGCCAAAUAUGGGAGCCUGGAAGUGGCAAAACUCCUGCUGCAGCGCCGUGCCUGUCCUGAUUCUGCUGGCAAGAACGGCCUCACCCCGCUGCACGUGGCGGCGCACUACGACAACCAGAAGGUGGCGCUGCUGCUGCUGGAGAAGGGCGCCUCGCCUCACGCCACCGCCAAGAAUGGAUACACCCCUCUGCAUAUCGGCAAGAAAAACCAGAUGCAGAUAGCUACCACUCUGUUGAACUACGGGGCUGAGACCAACAUCUUGACCAAGCAGGGAGUCACCCCACUUCAUUUAGCCUCCCAGGAAGGUCACACUGACAUGGUGACUUUGCUUUUGGAGAAGGGAUCCAACAUCCACGUGGCAACAAAGGCUGGACUGACAUCCUUGCACCUUGCAGCUCAAGAGGAUAAAGUGAACGUAGCCGAGAUACUCACCAAACACGGUGCGAACCAGGAUGCUCAGACAAAGCUUGGUUAUACACCUUUAAUUGUGGCCUGUCACUAUGGAAACAUCAAAAUGGUGAAUUUUCUCCUCAAGCACGGAGCAAAUGUCAAUGCUAAAACAAAGAAUGGGUACACCCCUCUGCACCAGGCUGCUCAGCAAGGCCACACUCACAUCAUCAACGUUCUGCUGCAGCACGGGGCCAAGCCCAACGCCAUCACCACGAAUGGUAACACAGCCUUAGCCAUCGCCAGGCGCCUGGGAUACAUCUCUGUGGUCGAUACGCUGAAGGUUGUCACAGAGGAGAUCACCACCACCACAACUACUGUAACAGAGAAGCACAAGCUAAAUGUUCCCGAGACAAUGACUGAGGUCCUGGAUGUGUCAGAUGAAGAAGGUGAUGACACAAUGACAGGAGAUGGAGGGGAGUACCUUAGGCCAGAAGACCUCCGGGAGCUGGGAGAUGACUCUUUGCCAAGCAGCCAGUUCUUAGAUGGAAUGAACUACCUGAGGUACAGCUUGGAAGGAGGACGCUCAGACAGCCUGCGGUCCUUCAGUUCCGACAGGUCCCACACGCUGAGCCACGCCUCCUACCUGCGCGACAGCGCCAUGAUCGACGACACCGUGCUCAUCCCCAGCCAGCAGGUAACAACUCUGGCCAAAGAAGCUGAAAAGAAUUCAUAUCGCUUAAGCUUGGGCCCUGAAAUCUUGGACAAUGUGGCUCUUUCUUCCAGCCCUAUUCAUUCAGGCUUCCUGGUGAGUUUCAUGGUGGACGCUCGCGGCGGCGCCAUGCGGGGCUGCCGGCACAACGGGCUGCGCAUCAUCAUCCCCCCGCGCAAGUGCACGGCGCCGACGCGCGUGACGUGCCGCCUGGUGAAGCGCCACCGGCUGGCCACCAUGCCGCCCAUGGUGGAGGGAGAAGGGCUGGCCAGCCGCCUCAUCGAAGUGGGACCCUCUGGGGCUCAGUUCCUUGGGCCCGUGAUUGUGGAGAUUCCCCAUUUUGCUGCCCUGCGUGGCAAGGAGAGAGAGCUGGUGAUCCUGCGCAGCGAGAACGGGGACAGCUGGAAGGAGCAUUUCUGUGAAUACACCGAGGAUGAACUGAACGAAAUCCUGAAUGGCAUGGAUGAAGUGCUUGACACUCCCGAGGAGCUUGAGAAGAAGCGGAUCUGCCGCAUCAUCACGCGGGAUUUCCCUCAGUACUUCGCGGUGGUGUCCCGGAUCAAGCAGGACAGCAACCUCAUCGGGCCCGAGGGGGGCGUGCUGAGCAGCACCGUGGUCCCUCAGGUGCAGGCUGUCUUCCCAGAAGGGGCACUCACCAAGAGAAUCCGCGUUGGCCUCCAGGCUCAACCUAUGCACACUGAACUUACAAAGAAGAUUUUGGGCAACAAGGCUACCUUCAGUCCCAUAGUCACGCUGGAGCCCAGGAGAAGGAAGUUCCACAAGCCCAUCACCAUGACCAUUCCCGUGCCCAAGGCCUCCAGCGACGGGCUCAUGAACGGCUACGGAGGCGACACGCCCACGCUGAGGUUACUGUGCAGCAUAACAGGAGGAACCACCCCUGCCCAAUGGGAAGACAUCACUGGGACAACACCACUGACCUUUGUUAAUGAAUGUGUUUCCUUCACAACAAAUGUGUCUGCCAGAUUUUGGUUGAUAGACUGUCGUCAGACACAAGAAUCUGUUACUUUUGCUUCCCAAGUAUACAGAGAAAUUAUCUGUGUCCCCUACAUGGCCAAGUUUGUGGUGUUUGCCAAAUCUCAUGAUCCCAUUGAAGCACGGUUAAGAUGUUUCUGUAUGACGGAUGACAAGGUGGAUAAAACUCUAGAACAACAAGAAAACUUUGCUGAAGUUGCCAGGAGCAGGGAUGUAGAGGUGUUAGAAGGAAAACCCAUCUACGUUGACUGCUUUGGCAAUCUGGUGCCGCUCACAAAGAGUGGGCAGCACCAUAUAUUCAGUUUCUUUGCUUUCAAAGAAAAUAGACUUCCUCUGUUUGUUAAGGUCCGAGAUAGCACUCAAGAGCCCUGCGGACGAUUAUCAUUCAUGAAGGAGCCAAAAUCUACCAGAGGCCUGGUUCAUCAAGCCAUAUGUAAUUUAAACAUCACUUUACCCAUUUACACAAAGGAAUCAGAUUCAGAUCCAGAACCAGAAGAGGUUGAUAUGACUUCAGAAAAAAAUGACGAGACAGAAUCUACAGAAACAUCUGUCCUGAAAAGCCAUCUGGUUAAUGAAGUCCCUGUACUAGCCAGUCCAGACCUGUUGUCUGAAGUUUCUGAGAUGAAACAAGAUCUGAUCAAAAUGACUGCCAUCCUGACAAGUGACCCUUCUGAUAAAUCAGGCUCCAUUAAGGUGAAAGAUCUUGAAAAGUCUGCUGAAGAAGAGCCAGGAGAACCUUUUGAAAUAGUUGAAAGAGUGAAAGAGGACUUAGAAAAAGUAAAUGAAAUUCUGAGAGGCGGAUCAUACACCAGAGAAGAACAUAUUUUGCAGAAGUCCCUUUCCAGGCAAGAGCCCUUGGAAGAAGAAUGGAUCAUUGUCAGCGAUGAAGAAAUUGAAGAGGCCAGGAGAAAUGCUCCGUCAGAAGUCACAGAGCCGAGCCGCGUAGAAGUCAGGGUAGACAAAGGGACAACAAAAAAAGGGGAGCCAGACAUGACAGGAACGGUGGAUUACCUCGCAGAGGAUUUAAAAACACACGUUUCUCUUCACGAGGGACAGCCACAGGCCUUACAAGAGGAGGUAGUAGAAGAGAAAAUCAAAGCUGUAGCAGUAAGCAGGGAUUCUGAAAAGAAAGGAAAAGAAUCUCCAAAAACUGGGAAACCAAGCUUGCAGGAGCAACAGAAGGCAGCAUCAGAAGUUAAAAAGCCCUUUAGGGCAAAACUACGAGAAAAGCCAAAGCCAAAGGAAGGCAAGGUGCACAGCAGCGGAGAGAAACUGAGACUGCCUAAGCUCACUGCAGACGAGGCACCGGCUGGGGAGCCUGGCCUAAAGGUGACAGGUACUCCAGAGCCUAAAGCUGUGUCCCCUGUUAUCGAGGAAACUCCCAUUGGCUCAAUAAAGGAUAAAGUGAAAGCUCUUCAGAAACGAGUGGAAGAUGAGCAAAAAGUACGCUCAAAACUGCCCGUCAGAGUUCAGGCAAAAGAAGGCCCUGCCGAAAAGGCGCCUAAAAAACCAGCACAAGUCAAAAAGCCGGUAGCACACAAAGCCCAGCCGCCCGUCUCACCUUCUUCCAAGACAGAGAGACUGGAAGAGACCAUGUCUGUUCGGGAGCUAAUGAAAGCCUUCCAGUCAGGGCAAGACCCCUCCAAGAAUAUUUCCGGACUCUUUGAACACAAAUCUGUCAAGCAGAAGCAACAGGCCCCUGAGAAGGAAACUCCCCGCAAGAAAACAAUUCCUUUGCAGAGCGAAACAAAGCGAGUGUCAAACCUCAAGACAGACAAACAGAAGGACAAACCAAGCACAGUGUCAAAAGCAGAGAAAGAGCCACAAUCAAAGAAAGGAAAAGCUCAAAUUUCCACCAUCGAAACUGCCAAAAAAGCUAGUGGCAAAGACCAAGUAAAAGAUCAGAGCAGCAAAAAGCCAGCCCAACCUCUCCCUCCGGUAAUGGUUGCUGAAAGUGCCAAAGAAACGGCAGCUGGGAAGGGCAGGACUUCUGAUGAUCAGGGGGAUCUUGACUUCCAGAUCAGCCCUGACAGGAAAACCUCAACAGACUUUUCUGAUGUCAUUAAAGAAGAACUGGAGGAUAACGACAAAUACCAACAGUUCCGACAUCUCUCGGUGACAGAGGAGGGAGAGGUUAACUUGGAGCAAGUCCUGACCAGUCCUUUUGGUGCUGCUUUUCCUACGGAGUAUGGGAAAGACGGAUUCCUUCCUGCUCUUUCUCUGCAAAGCGCUGCUCUUGAUGGGAGCUCAGAGAGCCUUAAACACGAAGGUGUGGCUGACUCUCCAGGCAGCCUACUUGACGGAACCCCUCAGAUCAGCUCAGAGGAAAGUUACAAGCAUGAGGGUCUGGCAGAGACUCCUGAAACUAGCCCAGAAAGCCUUUCAUUCUCACCAAAGAAAACUGAUGGGCAAAUUGAAGACGCUAAAGGAGCGGCUCAAGUAGACACAACAGCAGAAACACGUUCUACAAAGGAACUCUCCUCAAAGGAAGAUGAAAAAGGUAUUACUGAGAGGCAGCUAGAUGCUGUUACUGAGACUAGUGAGUCUCAUUCUGACUGUUUAUCAGAAGAGCAUGUACCUCCAGCCUCUGAAGAAGAGGCUGAUAAACUUAAAGAAAGUAGCUCAGCUUCCAUUGUGAAAGAUAUUAGCAGGGAUAAAGAAUCCAGAACCACUGCACAUUUCACUAAGUCUUCUGAAACACAUGACACUGCUUUAGAGAAAGAAAAAGAUGUAGCCUGUGAACGCCGUCUUACAGUUAGAAGUCCCCAGAAACUGGAACUUGCACUUGCUAGCCAUGAUAGUGAAGGCUUUAGCCCAGUUGCAGAUGACUCUUUGACUAUAAGUCAUAAAGACUCCCUGGAAGCAAGCCCAGUGCUAGAAGAUAACUCAUCACACAAAACGCCCGACUCUUUGGAGCCCAGUCCUAUGAAAGAGUCCCCCUGCCGCGAUUCCCUUGAAAGCAGCCCCGUAGAACCAACAGUGAAGGCUUGCAUUUUGGGGCAGGGUCCUCUUCCAUCUGUUCAUAGCAAAGCAGAAGCCUGCCCAGAGCUGGCAUCGGUGCGUUCCAGGAUUCUCCGUGACCCUGAGGGAAGUGCCGAUGAUGACAGUCUGGAGCAAACAUCCCUCAUGGAGAGUUCGGGAAAAAGCCCCGUUUCCCCCGAAACUCCUAGUUCAGAAGAAAUUAGCUAUGAAAUUACACCUAAAAUGGCAGACAUACCCAAGUCAGCCACCAUCCCCGAAGUCAAUGAAGAACCAGAGGACGAUUCGGAAAGUGAACCAAAGAAGAGAUUCACCCCUGAAGAAGAGAUGUUUAAAAUGGUGACCAAAAUCAAAAUGUUUGAUGAAUUGGAACAAGAAGCAAAACAGAAGAGAGAUCAUAAAAGGAGUUGUAAGCAAGAUGAAUCUUCUGUGGUUGCCAAUUCAGAGGCCUCACGGGAGGCUGAAGCAUCAGAGCAGAGUACUGUAGUAGAAAAAGGCAUACCCACAGUGGUGACACCUGCUGCUGAAUCUAGAAAGAGUUCUUCCUCUUCCGAAAGCGAGCCAGAAUUGACUCGGCUCAAAAAAGAAGCCGACUCCGGCCUCUUAAUGGAGCCUGUGAUCCGAGUGCAGCCACCCUCACCAUUACCAUCUAGUAUUGACUCCAGCUCUAGCCCUGAUGAAGCAGGUUUCCAACCCAUUGAUUCCCAGCCAUGCUCUGUCAGGGUAGAUGAGGUUAAAGCACCAGGCAAAGGUGACAAAGAGGAGCUGCUUAUCCUUGGGCGCAGCUGUAAGCCUUCCAUGGGCACUUGUCCUUCCGAUGGUUGUGCGCCAGCAGAAAGUGUGGAAUCCAAAUGCUGUGAUGGUACAGGCGACUGUGAGACGGUCAGUCCCAAUGCCCCGUUCGCACGAUCUGGGUGUACUCCCUGUCACUCUGUUGGUGGCAGCUGUCAAAAAGAGGUUCACGCUGAGUCAUCACUAACAACGGGGAAGUGCGAUGCUACUGAAAAAGGUGUCAAACCCGCGGCCCUGUUACCAGGCAGCGAUCUCAUUUCUACGCAAGCUGUGCCAGAAGAGGCAGAUGGUCUUUGUCAUGGACACGGUACCACUGAGUUCUCUGUCCCGUGCGAUGGCAAACUGGCCGAAGGUGACACCCCUGACCAUUCUGCUUUGGCAAGGGAUUCGGGAAAAACAGAUACAGGUUGUGAGACAUCUCACAGGGCUGCUCAUGCUGAGGAGCCUUUACCAGAGUACUCGUCCCUAACCACUGACACAAGGGAGCUCGACAGCUGUGCAGCAGAUGUCUCUGAUGGUAGUGCUCCGUAUAUAGUGAGCCCUUACGAAAAUGUGUCUUCUGGGCAUUUCUUCAUUGACUCUGAAAGUGAGGUAGGAUCUGGCAGAAGUCUGCUAUCUAGGGAAACCUAUUCUAUUGCAGAAGGGAAAGAGCAGACUGGUGAAGCUCUACUUAGCAGAGACACGGGCAGUGAAUAUUGCUCUUCAGAGCAAGUGUACAUGGAAAUAGAGCCCAAACAAGAGGAUGGAUUUCAGACAAUAUCGCAAGGGUCUCCGACCUCAGAAUCAACAAAAUUACCUGAGUCUGCCCUUGAGGAUAUAAGAGAUGAAUCAGAGAAAUUGGUGGGUCAGGUUGUCAUCACCAGAACCGAUGUAGAUUCUGACAUGUGGAGUGAAAUACGUGAAGACGAUGAAGCUUUUGAAGCUCGGGUGAAGGAAGAGGAACAGAAGAUAUUUGGGUUGAUGGUAGACAGGCGAUCCCAAGGCACAACCCCUGACACAACACCAGCCAGGACACCCACCGAAGAGGGGACGCCGCUCAGUGAACAAAAUCCUUUUAUUUUUCAGGAAGGCAAGUUGUUUGAGAUGACUAGAAGUGGAGCCAUUGACAUGACCAAAAGGAACUACCCAGAUGAAAACUUUCACUUCUUCCAGGUGGGGCAGGAGCCUCAGGAAGAAGUUUCUUUAUGUGAAGAAGUGAAAGAAGCAGCAGAGGCGGAAUCCUCAAAGCUGAAGGGGUCAGUGGACCCAUUUGCACCGUCAGAGUCAGAGGAGUCAGAUAUACAAGAACAAGAUGCAUUGAGAUAUUCACCCACAUCACCUGAGUCUAGUGAUAGAUCUGAAGAAAUGAUGGGUGAAGGUGCCAGCGCAGGCACUGCAAAACCAGAUCUUAAAUCCAGAAUUCCAAUUAAAAUGGGUAUUUCAGCUUCUUCAAAAUCACCAAAGAAAGAAAUUGCUGCCUCUGAAGCUGAACCCCUCUCCAGAACGGAGACUGACACGGUUGAUAGCUGUCAGGUGCCUUGCCCCAUCUCUCCCGAGCAGUGUGCGGUAGAAGAUGAAUUAAAUUUUUCCAAAGUCACUCGAUUGGUUAGUUCUGAACAGGGUGAGGAGUCCCCAGACUCUUCCCCAGAGGAGCAGAGAUCUGUGAUUGAAAUCCCCACUGCUCUAAUGGAGAGUGUGCCUUCUUGUGAAAGCAAAUCCAAAAUCCCUGUAAGAACAGCUGCUGCUGCAUCGCAAUCCUCACAACAAUCGGAAAACGAGAGCCUUUCCCCGGAUGACUUCCUGGACAGUUCGCAGUGUGAAGGAAAAGAUGACCAAGCGAAACCAAAGUCUAAAAUUCCCGUGAAAUCCGCUUUCCAAAAAGCCGAACCACAGCACUCAUACGCGGACACGACGGUCCGCAAGCCAGAGUCACCCAAAGCGCUCGACGUGACGAGCGCGGUCCCUGCAAAGGCAGACAGCCGCAGUAAAUCGGAAUCUGACGCCAGUAGUCCCGUGGACCCAAAGACCAAACGUUCCAUCAAAGCUAGGAGUUAUGCUGAGGCAGAGGCAGAGGCCAGGGAGAGGGAGAGUGAGAUGAAGUUUGAGCUAGACUCAGAUGAGGUGACAGCAAGAUCGAAGGUAUUUUCUUCACGGUUACCAGUUAAAAGCAGAAGCGCUACAGGCUCCCGCAGUGCUUUUAGUCCCACAAAAGACAGUAAGGACAAUUUUUUUGAUCUUUACAAAAACUCUAUAGAGUUUUUUGAAGAAAUUAGUGAUGAAGCUUCUAAAUUAGUGGAAAGACUCACGCAGUCAGAGAGAGAACAAGAAUUAGUUUCAGAUGAUGAAAGCAGUAGUGCCCUAGAAGUUUCAGUUAUUGAAAAUGUGCCAUCCAGUGAGACUCAGCAGUCAGUUCCUGAAGACAUCUUUGACAUCAGACCCAUUUGGGAUGAGUCUGUAGAGACUCAGAUUGAACGUAUCCCUGACGAAAAUGCCCAUGACCGUGCUGAAGAUCAACAGGAUGAUCAGGAAAGGACAGAGGAAAGACUGGCCCACAUUGCGGAUCAUCUUGGAUUCAGCUGGACAGAGCUAGCAAGAGAACUGGACUUCACAGAGGAGCAAAUUCACCAAAUCCGAAUUGAAAAUCCCAAUUCUCUUCAAGACCAGAGCCAUGCACUCCUCAAAUAUUGGCUUGAAAGGGAUGGGAAACAUGCAACAGAUACCAAUCUGACCCAAUGUCUCACGAAAAUCAACCGCAUGGACAUCGUUCACCUGAUGGAGACCAGCGGCAUAGACCCCGUGCAGGGCCACGGCACACGCACCUACGCGGACACGGAGCAGUCCUUGGCAUUGGACCACAGUGAAGGGUUUUCAGCACUGCAAGAGGAAGUGUACAGCUCGAGAAACAAGCAGGAGCGGCAGAGACUAUCCAAGGACGGCGAGCCAACCGAGCACCCCCCUCUGGUCUCCGAGGAAGACGUGUCUGUCAGUUAUUCCCCCUUCCAGGACAGCACUCCCAGGAGCGAGGCCGAAGUGUCCAUGGCUGAGCUUCUGAGGCAAGCACACAAGGAACAAGUGGAAGCUGAAUUCUCAGGGAAACCCCAAGACGUGCCAGGGAAACCAUCUGCUUCACAACAGGAAUAUUUUGCCACGACUCCAGGAACAGAGCAGUCCAUGGGAGCUGGAAAAUCUGCGCACUCAAGCACGGCCAAGGGAGAGGCGCAGAGAGCCCCCCCGCAGCCUCCAUCCCCUGUGCAGAGAGGGGAGUCCCCCAUCAUUCAAGAGCCUGAGGACCCCCAGCUCCACCAGGAAAGCCUCUCUCCAAGGAGAUCUAGUCUCUUGAUUGUGGAGUCCACUGAGGAGCAGAUGGAGAAGUCUGGAAGGGGCUUUGAAGAGGAAUCUUUAGAAAAGGAGUUAGCAGAGGAGUUAGGUGGGCUGGAGCUCAGCUCAGACGAGGACGAGAUGGUCACUACCAGAGUCAUUCGACGCCGGGUGAUCAUUCAGGCUGAUAGUAUGCCUGAAAUGCCACCAGAAACAGUCACAGAAGAGCAGUACACAGAUGAACAUGGCCACACAGUGGUAAAGAAGGUGACUCGCAAGAUCAUCCGGCGAUACGUUGCUCCAGAUGGCACGGAGAAAGAGGAAGUGCUAAUGCAGGGAGCACCGCAAGCCCCCGUCACUGUGCAAGAGGGAGAUGGUUAUUCCAAAGUGGUGAAGCGAGUUGUGCUGAGGAGUGACAGUGAGCACUCAGAGGUGACCCUGUCUGAACCUGCCAUUCUCUCUAGUGCCUCCAAAUUCCAGUCCGAACCAGUGGAGGGCCGGAAAGUCAGCAAGGUCAUAAAGACCACUGUAGUGCAUGGAGAGAGGACGGAGAAACACCUGGGGGAUGCCAGCCUGGCUUCUGAUCUUCCAUCAGCCAAAGAGGACUUUGAAGAGGCUUUGAGCUAUACAGGUCACCACAUGACAGUGCAAGUCCCUGCUUUGGUAGAGAAAGAAAUCAAGAAAGACGAUGGAUCAGUAAUUAAAAGGACAAUACUAAGUAAAGCCAGCACACAGAAGAGGACUGUGAUGAAGGACCGCUAUGGAAAACAUGUUCACAUAGAAGAGCUGGAAGACACCCCAGAAGCGCUCCCCAGGGAUGACCUCCAGCAUGACCUCCAGCAGCUUCUUAGGCACUUCUGCCAAGAGGACUGGACACAGGAGGCCAAGUGAGAAGCUGCCGCCCCUGCACAGCGCCACGUGACCCCUCCCAUACGCAGCCGUCACCGUCCCUGGUAGCAGAGUCGUCACUGCCGCUCCUAUCUGUGCAGCUGCAGUGAAUUCAUUUCUCCCCAUCCCAAGUUGCAUUUUGUGCUGUUAUGAUUUUUCACCCUGUAAGCUAAUUUGUGACCAAAGAUAGCAUCCUUCAGGCAGGAUAAUUUAUCCGCCAUGCUGGCACCUGUCAGCGCCGCCACUUGUCCCUGUCCCUUUGCUCUGGCGCUCGCUUACCGACACGGCCCUUGCCAAGCAGACUUCAUCGACAGGCCUCUUCCACUGACUGUGUACAGGCACCGUACAAAGGAGUUGACGUGUAAACUGUAAAUAGCAGAGUAUUUGAACUCACGAGACUGCAGAACAUUCACUGCCCACUCACUGUGGGCAUUGUGGGUUGCGAGAUGCAGCGACCCUGCGGAAUGGCAACAGAUCACGGAACGGUACCAGCCGGACCACAGACACUGACUGGCCCAGGAGGAAGUGCUGCAGAGCUACCGAGUCCUAAGAGUUACUGUGUAGAGAUCUGGUCUAGGCAAAGGCUGUGCGAGUCAGGCAAAAGUGAGCUGUUCACAUGAAUGACAGCUGACUGUGGCCAUUAAUUGUGCAGUCACCCUCACACAGCCACUGCAACGUUUCCAAAAGAAAAAGAAAGAAAAAGAAAGAAACACUUCCCCAACUAGGUACCCAAGUUGCAAGCAGCUCUACCUGUGGCAUGUUCACAUAUGGUGUUCAAGCCUAUAGAUCCGGACUUGUGGCAGGGUGUAUUAAACAAUCCUAACUCCGGUAGUUUCCCGUUUCCAUCACAGCUUAGCCAACCUCACCGACCGACUGGGGGUGCUUCCUGCUGGCCACUGCACUGUAGAUAACUACGGGACAAAGACUUACCCACUAUACAAGGAGAAUAAUUAAUUCACCGUGUUUUAUCGAGAUUGCCUCUUAGCCAAUACACGCAUGUGGCAUUUGAAGGUCAAAACCAAACCCUCCUAGAACCAUGUCAGCUUCUUGGCCCUCUUAGCACUGAGCGAGCAGUUUUUAUCUUCUAAGUGUUUUUUAAAGAACAAGUGCUCACAAUCCUCAGCAGCCUAUUUCUGUUCAUAUUUUGUUAUGUAACUAUAUAUUAUAUAUAUAUAUAUUUCUAAAUCGACCCUCUGAAAAACCACAUUAGCAUGUCUGCACUUUUAUUUUCCACAAGGGGAACGUAGGGAUCUGAUGUUUUGGGUGUUCUAUACCUUAAUAUUUAAUGGAGGAAGCUCUGUAGGGUUUUAGCAAAACACGCAUACACACAAACAUACCAACCUAAUGCUUUUAAACAGCUAUCUCAUUUUUUUAUAGUAGAGACAGCACCAGAGUAAAACCAACCCUCUCUUCUAGGAGCAAUCCUUUGUCCAAGCUUAUCUGGCCUUCUACAAUUAUAGGGUUCUUUGGUUUCGGUUUUUUUUUUUAAUGACUCACUCAGUGCUCAGAACAAGGGCACUUCCUCAUUAAGGUAAUAAUGCCAAAAGCAUGGAAACACCUCUGGAGUUCUGGCUUCCUGUGAGCAGAACCAUGAGGUGCCUUGCUGACACUUUUUGGGCAGGCAAGAAAAGGAACUUAAGGAAAAAAGUGUUUUGGCAGCCAAAUCGAAUGAGACCCUAGAUGAAACAUCUCACAGUGCAUCAUGUCUUCCUGACUGUCAGAGACAGCGCAGGAGGGUCUUCAAGGAUGGGGCUCUCAAGAAAUGCAUUUCUGUUGUGUUAUUUGCGGUGCAGAUGAUGUUCUGUGUAACAGCAUAAUGGUUAUUCACCUCUUAUUUUGAUUUUUUGCUGUGUUAUCAGAGAACUUGAAUACUGUGAGAAGAAGUGAAUUUUAAGUUGACGAAUCAGCAUCUUGUUCCCAUGGUGAUAACACUAAUUGAAUAUAUCUAUGAGGGCAUGUAUUAGUUAAAAUUAAAAAGAUACAACACUAACAAUACAUAGCUGCAAUGUGUACAAUGGCUGAUUUAACUAAAUAAAAAUGUACAAGUGUUAAAUGUA
Messenger RNA from Serinus canaria (Common canary), 14067 nucleotides. RefSeq names its product ankyrin 2 (gene ANK2). Gene Ontology annotation, molecular function: protein binding. The record is from RefSeq and is a predicted model, not a curated record. Gene Ontology annotation, biological process: signal transduction; regulation of cardiac muscle contraction; protein localization to T-tubule. Lineage: Eukaryota; Metazoa; Chordata; Aves; Passeriformes; Fringillidae. Gene Ontology annotation, cellular component: T-tubule.